CAGGCUGGACGAACGGAGCCGAUUCCUUAUUCCUCGGUUGGAAAUCAAUUCAUUGGCCUAAAGUCGUGCAAAAAAUCUACGUGCCUAGUCCUACGAGCAGUGUGUGAUUCUUGGCGUUUUCUCAACUCGCGGUCAUCGCGAUCUUUUGUGAUAACCAGCAGACGUAGGCGGAAGGGACGACGCUCGUAGAAAGGAUCAAAACGCAGGAGUUAGACCAUGUUUCGUCUUGCGAUUACGUCACGAGCCUGUCUGCAGCUCGUAAGAAGCGGUUCCGCACCACGGAUCGGCCACGAGAUCAGCAAGCGAACCGCACACACGGAACAAUUGACCAGAUUUUUGUCCACUUCGCAACCCAAACUACAAAGUGAAGAGGUGGAAAUCACAUUUAUUCGAGCCAAUGGUGAGCGAAUCAAGACCAAAGGCAAAGUUGGCGAUUCGUUGUUGGACGUCGUGGUGAACAACAAUAUCGAUUUCGACGGAUUCGGCGCUUGCGAGGGUACUCUCACGUGUUCCACCUGCCAUCUGAUUUUCUCCAAACCAGACUACGAUCGCCUUCCCGAAAAACCGAGCGACGAAGAACUGGAUAUGCUGGAUCUGGCAUACGAGCUGACAGAAACCUCACGACUUGGUUGCCAGAUUACGCUCUCCAAGGAUCUGCAGGGAUUGGAAGUGCGUGUACCGGCAACGAUUAAUGAUGCUCGAAGCUAGAUGAUAGCUUAGUGUCCCAUCGUAACUUGUUACGGCUACACAGAUUACGCUUUCCUGUUCCACACAUUCUUUCUAGUAUAUUCAAAGCGGUAGCCAAUGCAUCGUUACUAUUAAUUCUUCAUUUGAAAAUGCGUUCCUUUUUAAUCUAAAUAAACUGAGAACAGAUCCGA
This is a messenger RNA of Anopheles aquasalis, 878 nucleotides long. It is a transcript of the gene Fdx2, whose product is annotated as Adrenodoxin-like protein 2, mitochondrial Ferredoxin 2. Gene Ontology annotation, cellular component: mitochondrion. Gene Ontology annotation, biological process: P450-containing electron transport chain. NCBI's taxonomy places the organism in Eukaryota, Metazoa, Arthropoda, Insecta, Diptera, Culicidae. Gene Ontology annotation, molecular function: electron transfer activity; 2 iron, 2 sulfur cluster binding. The record is from RefSeq and is a predicted model, not a curated record.